CCCUCUACCGUAUUCUCUGGGAAUUGGUGUCUGACGCGGCUGCUCCGGCACAUUAUUUAUUUAUUUCCUCUUCCUCCCGCCCAGACCCUCCUGUCAGGAGAGCUGCAGCCCAGACGGAGACCGCAGGAAGCUACAGGACACAGGAGGCAGAGGGCGGCAGGAGGACCUCGCAGAAGCCCCCGCCCGGCACACCAAGCUCAUCAAGUCUCCCCGUGGCCAUGAGCACCCGGCAGGAGACCAGAAGAGAGGGGGGAGACUCCAGCAGGAGGGGGCAGGGGGCAGAGCUCCGGGACCGAGCCCACCUGAGCCAGCAACGCAGGCUCAAACAGGCCACCCAGUUCCUGCACAAGGACUCCGCCGACCUGCUGCCCCUGGACAGCCUCAAGAGGCUGGGCACCUCCAAGGACUUGCAGCCGCAUAGCGUGAUCCAAAGACGCCUGUUAGAAGGAAACCAGAGUCGGAGUCAGGGAGAGUCUCCCCUGGUGCAGGCCCUGAUGCAUGGCCAGGAGAACAGGAGGAAGACGAACACGCCAGAGAUUCCAGCUCUUCUGGUCAACUGCAAGUGUCAGGACCAGGUCCUUAGGGUGGCCGUGGACACAGGCACCCACUACAACCAGAUCUCCGCUGGAUGCCUCACCCGCCUGGGGUUAGGGAACAGGGACCCAGCACCUGGACUCCCACCCCAGGUGGAGCAGCUGGAGCUACAGCUAGGCCAGGAGACUGUGGCAUGCUCAGCUCAGGUGGUGGAUGUGGAGAGUCCUGAAUUCUGUCUCGGACUGCAGACUCUGCUUUCUCUCAAGUGCUGUAUCGACCUGGAACACCGAGUGCUGCGGCUGAAAGCCCCCUUCCCAGAGCUGCCCUUCCUGCCUUUGUACCCAGAGCCUGGCCAGUGACUGCUGGCCCCAUCAGUCCCCAGGGGGAAGCACUGUGACUUAGGGAAGAGCCAUGAGGGGUACAGGGACAUUACUGCAGCCAGGGAGUUGGGGAUCGCUUUGUCUGUGCCUUCUGUCACCACCCUGAUCCUACUGUCCUAUUACCCUGUCAGCCACAUUCGUCUCUGCUUCUUGGCAACUUCCCUAUCCCCCAGGAGCUUUCCCAGAGGGCCCAGGAUCUCAGGGCUCUGGCUUCCCUCUUCUCUCUCAUUCCCCUCCAGAGAAGAGCAAAGCCAAAUCAGGACUGCAGAAAGUGACUCAAGCGUCCUGGCCAGUGUGGCUCUGUUGGUUGCGUGUCAUCCUGUGCAGAGAGGUUGCCAGUUAGGGCAUAUGCCCAGGUUGUGGGCUCGGUCCCUGGGGAGGGGUAUGCAGAAGAUGCCUCCCUCACAUCGAUGUUUCUCUUUCCCUUCCUCUCUCUCUAAAAAUCAAUUUUAAAAUACAUUUAAAAAAAUUAUACAAGGAAAAUGGGGUUAGAAACUGGCCUCCACCUGCCCCCUGCCACCCCAAACCUCCUUGACUACCUUCACUCCCACAUCUCUCAUCUCACUUUCUGGGCUCAUUAUCUUUCAGAAUUAGAUGGCCCACUUCACCAACCAGCUCCCCAUCCCGGCUGGUGCCUACUGUUCUGAUUCUGCACACGCCAGCUCACAGCUGAGUGGCGGGUGGAGGGACACACUGAACGGAAUGAUUCAACACACUAGGAAGGUGGCUUAGUAGAGGAAUGCCAGUUCACAAGGCUGGGAGCUCUGUUAGUUACCUUUUCUGGGCUUGCAAACACCUGAAGCCAGUUAUUAUUUGAUUACCCUGCACGAAACCGUGGAUAUACCUCUAGUAUUUGCUCCAGAUAUUUGUCCUCCACUUGCUUUUUCACCCACUGGGUCCCUGAACUUCAGGGUGUGUGGGCAAGAGCCCUGCAGAGAGCUGCCCCCAAAGGUGAACAGGAUGGAGGGGUUGUCAGUACUUAGAGUCCUUAUUUCUAGGACUAUCCAUCUCAUUAGACCUUCUUCCUACCCCUCAUCUUGGGCUUCUUGAGCUAGACCUUGUCUUGUUUUGAAAUCUGUGGCUUUCUGUCCCCUGGCGGGCUCUAAGCCACAGCAAAGGGACAAGGAGGCUCUUCUGACUUCACUGUGGAGAAGAAUCCAAACCUUAAGAAACUAGACCCCCGAGUGUCUUUCUGGCUGGUUUGAGCCUCUAAAAUCAUGGACGUAGAGGAAGAGAGUGGUGUAACGAAUCUGACUAGGGAACUAGGACCUUGGGCUGGAAACAAAAUCUUGAGCGUGGGGCAGGUUAGCAAGGAACUGCCCUGACACCCAGCCUUGCCUUUCUCGGCUAAGUCCCCGCCCUUCCAGGGCCCUCGCUGUCACAGUGCUAGGACCCUGGUCCCUCACUGCCUCGCUCCACGGCCUCUGCUUUCCUGGCCUCACCCUGCUCCUCUCGCUUCUGCCUCCUGCUGCUUCUGUAAUUGUAGACACAGACUGCAGACUCCAGGCCCUAGGGCUGGCCCUCAGCUCAGCUGCUUCUCUAUUUGAAUAAACACCUAUUUCUCUA
This is a messenger RNA of Pipistrellus kuhlii (Kuhl's pipistrelle), 2480 nucleotides long. RefSeq names its product nuclear receptor interacting protein 2 (gene NRIP2). The transcript is spliced from 6 exons. The coding region runs from base 219 to 893 and encodes 224 amino acids. The record is from RefSeq and is a predicted model, not a curated record. NCBI's taxonomy places the organism in Eukaryota, Metazoa, Chordata, Mammalia, Chiroptera, Vespertilionidae.